Neopsephotus bourkii (Bourke's parrot) is the source of this 1244-nucleotide messenger RNA. It is a transcript of the gene CEP41, whose product is annotated as centrosomal protein 41. NCBI's taxonomy places the organism in Eukaryota, Metazoa, Chordata, Aves, Psittaciformes, Psittacidae. The transcript has 11 exons. Bases 86 to 1204 code for a protein of 372 amino acids. Gene Ontology annotation, biological process: cilium assembly; protein polyglutamylation. The record is from RefSeq and is a predicted model, not a curated record. Gene Ontology annotation, cellular component: ciliary basal body.
GGGCAGGCCAAUCAAAGCUGGCGUAGUUGAGGGGUUGGACGUCAGAACGUGGAGGGUGGUUGGGUAAGCGGGUAGCGGCGGGACGAUGUCGAGCCGGAGCAGUGUCGGGGACCCUGAGUAUUUAACCAGGCGCAUCCCUCAGAAUCCCAAAUACCAGCAUAUAAAAACCCGCCUCGAUACUGGGCACAGCUUGACAAAAUACACUGAGAAGUUGGCAAAAGUCAAAAGAAAUUACAGAUACAAAAAGGAUGAGCUGUUUAAAAGGCUGAGAGUGACCACUUUUGCCCGGUUGGUCAUCCAGGUUGCCUCUUUAUCUGAUGAAACCUUAGAAGUGACAAACAAGGAGAUCCACAAGCUGGAAGAUGGUGAUUCUGCUGCUCCACAUCCAGAUGCUGAAGUCACAGAAGGGACAAAUGGGAAAGGAAGCCCUGAUAGGACACCCAGUCCAGUCCUGUCCCUAGACAAUGCAGGGGCUGGGGUUUCCUAUCGCUCCACACUGCAGAGUGUGAUAAGUGGUGUUGGUGAACUGGGCAUACAGGAGGACACUCCAAAGAAAGAAGAAACUGAGGCUAAAGACACACCUUAUCCUGACUGCCCCUUCCUGCUUUUGGAUGUACGAGACCGUGACGCAUAUAACCAAUGUCAUAUUAUUGGAGCUUAUUCCUACCCUAUUGCAAUGCUGUCUAGAGCCAUGAAUCCAUACUCAAAUAGUAUUCUGGAAUAUAAAAAUGCCCAUGGGAAGAUGAUAAUUCUGUAUGACAAUGAUGAGAGAUUAGCCAGCCAGGCCGCAACAUCCAUGUGUGAGAGGGGCUUUGAGAAUGUCUUCAUGUUAUCUGGAGGUCUAAAGGUCCUAGCACAGAAGAUCCCAGAAGGACUCAUCACAGGCUCACUCCCUGCAUGUUGCCACGUAACACCUCCCUCUGGAUCUGCCCGGAAAAAGACCUCUCUGCAGGUGCCAUUCACACCAGCUGAGAAUAGAUGGAGGUUUUCUGAAGAUAAUCUACAGAAGAUUAAAUACUACCUUGAAGAGGAGCACAUCCCUUCAGACACUGCCAGCCGUUUCAGCAGUGGCUCUUCAAGACGCAAUUUCAAGGCAACAGCCAUGAGGAGCAGCCCCAGUCUCCCCAGCACUGCUGGCAAUGGGGGAGUGCUCAGUGCCCGCUCAUUCAGCAGGAACAGCGUCCAGAACAGGCCAUGGAAAUAAGCAGCAGUGUCUUACACCACUGAAUAAAUCUGGAAGCAAA